AUGGGUCCUCCUCCUCGCCCAAGCAAGCGGUCCGGCGGCAAUGGGCUGCUUUACCCUGUUCUUGGCCUGGCGACCUUGGUUGCCUUCAUCUACUUCUCAUUUGGGGACGUGGGCUUCUUCCAUGGCGUGGAGCCGAAGAUGAGCUUCGUGGGGAGGAAUGGGACCCAGUUCGUUCUGGAUGGUAGGCCCUUCUACGUCAACGGGUGGAACUCCUAUUGGUUGAUGGACCAGGCUGUUGAGGACCAUAGCAGGCAUAGGGUUAGGGCCAUUUUUCAAACUGGUGCAGAGAUGGGCCUUACCGUCUGCAGGUCCUGGGCGUUCAAUGACGGAGCAUACAAUGCCCUGCAGGUCUCUCUCGGUCAGUUCGACGAGCGUGUCUUCAAGGUAUUGCACUCGAUAGUUUUUCCAUUUUAAGGUCUAUAAUUGUCUUGUUUGACCUUCCGUGGAAGCUAUGCUCCAUAGAAAUCGUUCAUUUCAGGGUCUAUAACUGGUUCAUUCUAUUUCUCUUUGAUAAUUGUUCUGCAAUAUGAUGCGAAAUUUCUUGCCUUUUUUGUCUCUUUUUGCUCAUCAUGCUUCAUCAUACUUGCCAAAUUUGUCAGGUUUUUAAUUUUAUGGGUGGAAAUUUCUCAGAAUUUUUAUUUGCAUUUUUUAUAAGCAUACUUUCCAUAGAAAUUACACUCUGUAGAGAUAUGGAAUCUUAUGUAGGACUCUUCACUUUUUUAAUACUCGGUUUAUUCUAUUUUUGUACACCUAAUUUUAACCUUAAUGCGGAGAAAUUUUUCCAAGCGAUUUUUAUCUUUUAUGAACAUGCUUUCUGUAGAAGCCGAUUUCUUGCUUCUUUUGGUGCCUCCAUCUUGUUCUUAAUGUUCUGCCAUAAUCACCCGAUUUGUCAAACUUUUAUUUUUAUGAGGACAACUUUAUCUAGCAGGUUUUUAUUUUUUAUAUUUUUUAUGAAAAGAUCUUUCCUGCUUUCCUGGUACCUCUUUUUUUUUUUGUUCUUAAAUGCUCCAUCACACCCACCCAAAAAUUCAACUGUUUUUUUAUGAAAAAAAUCAAGGAAUUUUAUUUUUUAUGAACAUGCGUUCCAUAGAAGCUACUUUAUGAUUUUUAUUUUUAUGAGGUAAAAUUUAUCUAGCAGUCACGGAUUUUUCUUGUACGGUAGGCAUUGGAUCGAGUCAUCGCCGAGGCUCGAAAGCAUGGAAUCAGGCUCCUUCUCAGCUUGGCCAAUAACUUGGAAGCAUAUGGGGGGAAGACUCAGUAUGUUAGAUGGGCAUGGGAAGAGGGUGUCGGCUUGGGCUCUUCAAAUGAUUCUUUCUUUGUUGACCCCACCAUUCGCAGUUAUUUUAAACUUUACUUGAAGGUACUUCCUUCCCUAUAAUAUAUAUAUAUAUAUAUAUAUAUAUAUUUAUUUAUUUAUCUUUUUUUGUUAUUUCACUCUAGAGGAUCUGAGUAAUAUUCUGGAUCAUCUAUUUCUGCAGACCCUGUUAACAAGAAAAAAUCAUCUGACUGGGAUCGAGUAUAGGGAAGAUCCGACGAUCUUUGGGUGGGAGUUGAUGAAUGAACCGCGGUGCAUGACUGAUGCAACUGGCAACACUCUUCAGGUGAGCCUCUCCUACUUUUGAAGACAAUUGUGGGUCUGAAUUAAAAUUAUUUAAUAUUACAAUAAAACGACUGCCUUUUUAGUUCUGGAUAUUUUUUUAAGAAAAAAACCCAACUGGGAAAGCAGGGAGGGGGGUGCGUUUGGUUAAUUUAGGGUUCAGGGCAUAGAGUUCCGCCAUAGAAUAGUUUUCUGUUCAUCUCCUAGUCUUGUCCAGAUUAUUAAAAAUAUAAUUUAUAUCCUCAAUGCUGGAGUUUGUUUUCAACCGAUUUUUGAAAAGUGACGAAAUUAAAACAAAUUAUUCCCCCAAGAUCAUGUAAACAUGAAGCUCCGAAAAGGAGAACAAAUCUGUAUUUUUUUCUGUUUAAUUAAUGAAAUGGAAAGAGAGGUGGUCAAUGGCUUAUUUCCAUAAAUACCUUUCGGAUAUGAACCUGGCUAGAUAAAGUUGACCUUGGUCGAAUAUAAGUAGUGUGGUCACUAGAAGGUCAACCCAUCUGAAAAUUUCAGCAGUAAAUGGGUUGGUUAGGGCUGGAUGACCACCAUUCAUCGAGUAACUUUAUUUACUGACUACCAUUUAAUUUUAUUAAUAGUUCCAUCGUUCAGUUUGGUUAAAUGGGUCGCAUUGGAUCACAGCUUUGACCCAUUAUUUUACUGGAUUAAAUCAGAGAUGUUCUUGACUAGAAUCAUGAUUAAACCUAUGAAAAGCGCAUGCUCAAUCGAAUCCUUUUAUGAACAAUCUCCAUAAUCUCCAUAAUUCAUCUGUUUUGGAUGAUUGCAGGGUUGGAUCGAAGAAAUGGCGCGGUAUGUGAAAUCGCUCGAUCGAAAGCACCUACUGACAGUCGGGCUGGAAGGAUUCUAUGGCCCUACAAGCCCUCAGGAAAAAUUAAAUGUGAACCCGGCAGAAUGGGCCAGCCAGCUGGGUGUGGAUUUCAUCCGGAACUCGAAGAUUGCCACCAUUGACUUCGCAUCAGUGCAUAUCUACCCUGAUCAUUGGUAAGAUUCCCGCCGACUCUCUCUCUCUCUCUCUCCUCUCCUCUCUCAAUCCAAGCCGUCAUGUAUCUCCACUGCAUCCCCACUCACAACUUGCAGUUUCCAAUAAAAGCAGGGGACCCACCAUUAAGUUGAACAUGAAUGAGCCAAAGAAUCUAUUGAAGAGACUCAAGGAUCAGGUUUAAAGUGAUCCUCGGUUAAAUUUUUGGUGAAAACGUAGGAGUUUUCUCCACCAGUCGCCAAUUGAUUUUGAGUUCCAUCUUUCUUGGGUUAGAUUGCCUUCCCAUCUGUCCUUACCCACUCGGUAGUUUCAUGCAAAUAAACAGUUAUCUCACAUGGAAUGAGAAAGAUUAAGUAUUUUUCUUAUAAGAAUGCACGAUUUUAUUCAUUACUAUUAAUUAAUGACCCUUUCGAUCCAUUUUAUUACCUUUCAUUUGUCUGGGUCCCUAUGAAAACGGAAAAAAAAUGAUUUUUUGUGCAGGUUUGCGGGGAAAGAGGUCGGCAUUGAUGCAAAAACCAGGUACAUAAAAAAAUGGAUGAAGUUUCACAUCAGUGAUGGCGACAGAGAACUCGGGAAGCCCGUCGUGUUCACGGAGUUUGGCCUCUCUGAUAGGAUCAAGGGCUUCCGGCCCUCCCACCGGGUGUCCUUCUACAAGGCCAUCCUCGACGUUGUGUUCGGGUCCGCUCAGCAGGGCGGCGCCGGCGGCGGGGCCUUCAUUUGGCAGCUGAUCGUUGGCGGCAUGGAGGAGAACAACGACGAGUUUGGCCUGGUCCCGCAUGCGGCGCCACCCAUCUAUAAGCUACUGAAGGAGCAAUCCUCCCGGCUGGCUGCCAUCGGGCAUGGGAAGGACUCGUCAAGGGCGAAGAUCUCUGGGGAGAGCUUCUGA
This is a messenger RNA of Spirodela intermedia, 3474 nucleotides long. The record is from the annotation of a GenBank genome assembly. Lineage: Eukaryota; Viridiplantae; Streptophyta; Magnoliopsida; Alismatales; Araceae.